Drosophila erecta is the source of this 894-nucleotide messenger RNA. It is a transcript of the gene mRpL24, whose product is annotated as probable 39S ribosomal protein L24, mitochondrial. The record is from RefSeq and is a predicted model, not a curated record. Gene Ontology annotation, cellular component: ribosome; mitochondrion. Lineage: Eukaryota; Metazoa; Arthropoda; Insecta; Diptera; Drosophilidae. Gene Ontology annotation, biological process: translation. Bases 104 to 847 code for a protein of 247 amino acids. The transcript is spliced from 4 exons. Gene Ontology annotation, molecular function: RNA binding; structural constituent of ribosome.
GGUGAUUUCCUUUGAAUGGCUUUUUAUUAGUUCCCAACAGCUGAUUGCAAGCCGCAUUUAAUUUCUUAGUUCUUAUUAUUAAUUAUUGAAUUAAUCUUUCAAGAUGCGUUUAACGCAGUAUUUGGCCAGCAAGUUGAAGAACUUUUCCAAUCUGCCCAAGGAAUACAUCGAGCGCAGCAAAAAGCAGGUGUACUGGCAAACUCCAAAGGAGAUUAAUUACCUGCCACGUACAGUUGAGCGAAAGAAGUUUCGGUACACGACAAAUCGCCCGUGGACGGGACAGUUCCGCCAGCAAAAUAUGCCCGGAACAGUACGUCGCAAGGUGCUAGUGGAACCAAUUGAGGACUGGAGCUAUUUCCGUGGGGAUCGUAUUGAAGUCCUGGUGGGUAAGGACAAGGGAAAACAAGGAAUCGUCACCCAGGUAAUACCCGAGCGCAAUUGGGUAAUUGUAGAAGGCCUCAACUGGCACUAUCGCAAGGUUGGCGGCGAGAAGGAGUUUCCCGGCAUCAUUAUCAAGUCCGAGGCACCACUGCACGUCACCAAGGAUAUUCGUCUGGUGGACCCAGCGGAUCUUCAGGGCACUGACUUUGAGUGGCGUUUCACGGAGGAAGGCGAGAAAGUGCGGGUGUCCUUGCGAUCAGGCCGAAUCAUACCCGUCCCAGAGACAAACAAUCAGACACACGAUUACAAAACACCAAACGCCUAUAUCGAAAGAGAGAAAGAUACGCCAGGCGCUGUUGUGGGUGAGAUCACCUUUCAGCCCAAGUUGUCUACAUUCGAGAUGGACAUUAUGGAGGAAAUGGGCAUCAAGGAGGAACGCACGCCUGUAAAGAGCUAUUGGUACUAAUGUUAUGCCUACUGUUUAUUAAAGUAAUGUACAAAAUACCCAUAUAA